AUGACGAAUGUAGUUGAUGUAGACGAGCCUAAGGUUGGGAUGAUAUUCGAAAGUUAUAAACGGUUGCUUGAGUACUACACGGGUUAUGGUAAGUGGUUAGGGUUCCCAGUGAAGAUAAGAUCAUCAAUAAAAGGGGAGGAUGAUGAGUUGAAAUAUGUGACUAUUGUUUGUUCUCGAUCAGGCAAGUCGAAGUCCACUUCCAAAUAUCCAUUGAAGUCGUAUCCAAACAUAAAAGCUUGUCGAUCGAGUGAAAGCGAUGUCAUUGGGCUUGUUGAUGGUCAAUCCACGAGUGAAGCGAUUGAUAACAAUAUGGCCUUGCUAUGGGGGGUCACUCAAACAGGUCUUGGAAAUCAUUUCAUGAUGCUGGCUACAAUUUCUGCUGCAAAUGGACUAGUUGUGCACCGUCGAGGUUCACCAGAUGCUGCUUAG
Messenger RNA from Ilex paraguariensis (yerba mate), 429 nucleotides. The record is from the annotation of a GenBank genome assembly. Lineage: Eukaryota; Viridiplantae; Streptophyta; Magnoliopsida; Aquifoliales; Aquifoliaceae.